GACCAGUGAUGGCACUGCCCAGGACAACCCAGUGGGAGCAGUGCCGAUCCUCAGUUUCCAGCCACCUAUGCCAGCAUCUGCCACAGCCAAAGAAGAGCCUCACCCUUUGAUGGAUACAGACCUGCGAGGGGUGGCGCCACUGCCCAUAUCCUGCUCUCCUCGAGCCGCCCGCACUGGACCCAUUAAGACGGGAGGCCUGGUUCAAGUCCUGGACCACGGCCGGUGGACCGCCCCCAUGAGAGCAGCCAUCGAUGGGCUUUUGGCUAAACACCAUGGAGCCAAAGCUCUUCUGAAGAGGGUGGAUGCGGAAUAUGCUGCCAUGGUGCAGAGGGCGUGCACGGAUCCCAACAGCCUCCUUCAUCCUACCACAGGCCAGCAUAUCUCCAGAUAUGUCAAGCAUCUGGCCAAGCUGAAAAACACCAGCUCCUCUCUCAACACCAGCCCAGAGAAGGUUUUGGAGACCCAGCAGCUGUGGCAGAGUUUGACCACAGGCAGCAAAACAGUCUGUGUACCCGUCACAGCCCUGCCUCCUGCGACCGUCAACCCUCCAGCUGUGGCUCCCCCCCCGGAGGAGUCACUGAGCCGGGCCACAGUGGAGAAGAUCGUGUCAGAGAUCCUCCAGAAACAACAGCAGCAACAACCAAGGCAGGAGAGAAAGGUGCCCAGAAACUGUUUGUCCUGUGGUCAGCCAAAGUCCAGGUACCUUGGCGAUGGAUCCACUGUUCACUUUUUCUUUCAGUCCCCUGAGGUGAAGUACUUUUACUGCUCCACACGGGUCUUUAAAAUGUAUAGAGAGGAAGGCCUCAAAGACCCCAGGAUGUAUUUUGUGGACUUUGCUGCCUCCCCCUUUUUUGCCAGGGAGCUUGAGGCUGUAAAAGAGAGGAGUGCAGCGUGGAAGAAGGUGGCAGAGGAGAGGACAAAGCGAAAGUCUGCAGUGCAGCUUCCAACAGGUCGCCUGUGCAGAUUCUGUCACCAACCACUAAAGCAGGGUCCUGGCAGCCCUCAUGUCCAUGCCUGUUUCCCUGACAUCCCAGGGAAAUACAUAUACUGCCCCUCCAGAGUGUUGUCCCUUUACAAGGACAAGGGCAUGGUCAAGGAGAUGACCUGGAUGGAGUUCCAGCAGUCAGACUUUUUUGAGGCAGAAAAGGUCCGAUGGGUUUCAGAGAAGAGGAGUUGAGGAGGACUAAUAGUCCUCUUUUCUGAAAUGAAAUGAUGAGAACUUGACUAAUCAUUUCAUAAUAUCAUAUAUGUUUACACUUUCUAUUAUAUAUAUUCUGUACAUUUGUAUUGUUCCUUUGCUUAUAUAUUAUCUCAGUUUGGA
Messenger RNA from Gadus macrocephalus (Pacific cod), 1321 nucleotides. RefSeq lists its product as uncharacterized. The record is from RefSeq and is a predicted model, not a curated record. The transcript has 2 exons. The coding region runs from base 68 to 1177 and encodes 369 amino acids. NCBI's taxonomy places the organism in Eukaryota, Metazoa, Chordata, Actinopteri, Gadiformes, Gadidae.